AUGGCUGAAAUAGUAACGAAAGCCAGGGAUACGAUGGAUAAGCUGAGGAAUCCAAGAAGCAGAUAUCAAGUCGUAAACAAAUUAGAUACCGAGGAAAUAAACCGUCUAAAAGCGAGGUAUGCUUACAUUAAAAGGAAGGAAUUUCUAUUUGAACUAAUCAGUAGAUUUGAUAACAAGAAAACAUCAGACCGAGAGGAGAGACGAAGUAAUUGGAGCGCCAGUCCGUGUUCUGAACUGAACUUCCAAGCGAACGACGAUGAGGGGCGGCGGGAGAAGGAGGAAGGCAUGGAGGAGGAGGAGGACGAUCAGCAGCAGGAAUCCGUCGACAUGGGAGAUUAUGAAAAUCGUAUCAAACCGUCACCGAACUAUUGGUACAUUCUCGAUGGAAGAAAUUUGGCGGAGAAAAUAAUCUACUACCGCACGUACAGACUGCAAAGCACCACAGAACUUGAAUCGACCCUUAUCAACUACAAAAGACCAACAACUCCAGCUAACCUCGCAGUACCAACUUUAGUCACUCAAGCGAUAUUGGAGCCAGCGCUGAUAAAACCAGUUGUCUUACCUGUCACAAACAACAACAACGUUCAACAAUCAGUGAUUCAACCUGGAAGCAAAUCAGCCAAGCCGAACAGACAACUGGCUGUUCAAGUUGGUCCGAGGCCCAAGACUGGACCAUCUGCCGUCAAUGGCAAAGGGCCAAACAAAAUAACUUUCAACAACAAAGCCUUCGAUGAGUCAGAAUUGAGAGCGGAAUCAGUAAAUAAAGUAGAAAAUGAAAAAAUUAAAGUCACAGAAGAGCAAACUGUAAAAGAGGCUUUUGUUAGAAACAAAAAAAAAAAAAAGAAAAAACAAAAAUCUGAAAAUCAGCAGAUUCAGCAAAGUCAACAGAAUGAAAAUGUAAUUGAUGAGACGAAGGAAGAAGAAGAAACAUUGCUCAAUGAAACUGCGGCAGUUAAACAAACAAAGGAAGAAAUUGUUGAAAAAACAAAUAUUCAGGAAGAGAAAGAAAUUUGCGAAGAAAAAGAAAUUCAUGACAAAAAAGAAAUUCAUAGAGAAAAAGAAAUACACGAAGAGAAAGAAGCGAUAUCAAGAUCCAGCGACAGCAGCUUCAGUGACACUAAACGGCGAGCAAAAUUAACUAGAGAAGGACUGGAGAAAGAUGCAGUGAUAGCAAAACUGGACAAGAGAAUUGAAAAAGAUUUGAAAGCAUUGCAAGGCAUACAAGAUGACGGUGACGACAAUGAUGGAGGUCUGGAUGAUGAUGCCUUUAACGACAUACUACAAGGAAAUAUUAACAAGGAACUGGACGAAUUUCUAAAAAUACAUUAACCUGCUCAAUAAUUUUCACAACGUAUUAUUGAUUUGUGAAAGAUAUUUUUGAUGCUCUUCUUAAAACAAUUUUGUUUCUUCACUUAAUUAAACUAAAAAAUAAAAAUUGCAAAUGCUUUGCAUUGGUAAAAUUUUGUGAUAUGGUUAUACCAAAAAACCAAUUUUAUGUAAAAUAAGGUUCAUUUAUAAGGU
Messenger RNA from Helobdella robusta, 1521 nucleotides. RefSeq lists its product as hypothetical. The record is from RefSeq and is a predicted model, not a curated record. Lineage: Eukaryota; Metazoa; Annelida; Clitellata; Rhynchobdellida; Glossiphoniidae. Bases 1 to 1329 code for a protein of 442 amino acids. The transcript has 5 exons.